AUGAGUGGAACCAAAUGUGUGACGGUUACCAGUGGGAGCACAUUAGAAACUCUGUGCCCGUCAGGGACAAUUAAUCAGUUUACAUCCAAGCAACCAAUUGAAAUUAGCGCGGAGUCGGGAGCUACAACCGAAGCAAGUACAACGGGAACAACGACACCUACAACCAAACCGGGAGGAGAUUCGGCAGGACCAAAACCUGAUCAAUCAGGGGAAGCUAAAAAGGACGGAGGAAAUUCCGAACCAGAGAAAAAGAAAAAAACUGAUUCUGAAGGAAGCUCACCGAAUCCCGAAGCAAAUGAGGAACGACCGGAGAAUAGAAAAGGAAAUAUGGUGAAACAGCCACCCGCUAGUCCGGAGCAAGCAGCGCCGGGCCCAAACGCGGAAGAGGGAAAGGUUCCGGUUCCUAGUAAACUAAUUCGACGUUCCAGAGAUACCUCCAAUACUGAUGUAAUAGUGUACUAUGUGUUGGGUAAGUGUUUCAUAAAAGCGAUUAUUCUAUAA
This is a messenger RNA of Echinostoma caproni, 501 nucleotides long. The record is from the annotation of a GenBank genome assembly. Lineage: Eukaryota; Metazoa; Platyhelminthes; Trematoda; Plagiorchiida; Echinostomatidae.